This is a messenger RNA of Cherax quadricarinatus, 1134 nucleotides long. Lineage: Eukaryota; Metazoa; Arthropoda; Malacostraca; Decapoda; Parastacidae. The record is from RefSeq and is a predicted model, not a curated record.
AUGUCUGUUAUUGUUAGAGUAAAUCCCCAGUCAGUGUUCAUCACUGUCACUACAAGAGUUAUCGUGCAUGUUUCAGAUUCCCAGGUGUUAGCAGGUCGACGUUAUGAUCAAGUACAAACAUGUCUCACAUGCAGAGUUCACUUUGGUGGUGUUACAGCUGCAGAGCACGACGGAGGUGGAGAGUCGUGGUGUGUGCACCUCCAGGAGCUCCCCCACAACCAACACCCCCACCAGCGUUUCAACCAACACCCCACCAGCCUCAACCCCAACAACAAUUCUUCUAGCGACACACUCUUGGACUACAUUCCUUCGAGUCUAUCUGUUGACAAGGAAAGUCCUACCAAAGUCACCCACAGAGAGAGUCAUAAAAAAUAUAACGGGAAGGAGAGUCCAACCAAAAUAUGUAGAGAGAAGGAGAGUCCAAGCAAAACAUGUAGAGAGAAAGAGAGUCCAAGCAAAACAUGUAGAGAGAAAGAGAGUCCAAGCAAAACAUGUAGAGAGAAGGAGAGUCCAAGCAAAACAUGUCACGGAAAGGAGAGUCCCAUUAGAAAAUGUCGCCUCAAAGACAUUUCCAUCAAGACGUGUCGAGGUGCGGACAGCUGCAUCAAAACAUGUCAAGACAGGGAGUCGCCCGUCAGAACGUGUUACGAUCAGGACAUCCACAUCAGAACAUGGCAGGGCAUGGACAUCCCCACCAAAACACCACACAGCAAAGACAAGUCUCCGAAAGACGCCCACAACAGGGAUGAUUGUAACAGAGAUUUCCUAAGGAAAAGCUCCAAGGACUCUUCAGGCAACCACAGGAGCCACAAGCGCCACUCUCGCCAGGAGGUUGAGACAACAUCGUCGAGGGUAGGCCAGACACUGCAUCCCUCAGAGUUGGUAGAAGCCACCACAGCCUCGGUCAAGCAGGAACUGCUGCACCUCUCCCUCGCCAGACAAGCUCUCGAGGCUGACAAGCUUAUUAAUUUCAACACCUCACAAGUACACAAUUGUGAGCAGUGGGACUUUUCCCGCCUGCCCAUGGGUGCCCCGGGACCUGCCUACAGCAGAAGAAAACAAAGCAGGAAAAAGAAGAAAGCACAGGGCAUUAUCCCGAAGCGCCCAGUGAAGUCCUCCCAACAUUCGGUUUAA